This is a messenger RNA of Lachancea nothofagi CBS 11611, 777 nucleotides long. Lineage: Eukaryota; Fungi; Ascomycota; Saccharomycetes; Saccharomycetales; Saccharomycetaceae. The record is from the annotation of a GenBank genome assembly.
AUGAAAUCCUCGAAAGCCAGCUUCAAAGUAACUCUCACACAUACGAAACAUAAACUACAAAAGUCUCCCAAAAAAUUCAGAAGACAUUUACAGACUAAAGAAAACACAUGUGCAUCAACCGGGGUCAAUUUAUACAUGACUUACGCCAAACCUAAACUGAUACCCAAGCCUCCUCAGAUAAUACUAAAUUUAAUCGAAGUGACGAAAACCUCACUAAAGGGAUUGGAACCUACAGAAGAUGAUCAAGGUAUUAGAAAAGUGACAACUAAUGAAGGAUGUACUGGCGUAACCUCGAAGAGUUUAAGAGAAAGGGGUAAGAAAAAGAAGCUUAACCCUUUCAUUGGCUUCAGAAGUUAUUACGCAAACUGUGUCAAAGGAAAAAUAAAGCAGCAAGAUUUAUCUAUACUCCUCUCGAGCUAUUGGUCAACUAACAAUGAUGUGCACAAGACCUGGGAGUUUUUCACCCAACAUUAUAACAAGCACGACACUGGCAUGUGUUUCACGGAAUGGCUAGAAAAAAAUUACAAGUGCGAACAUCAAUCACCAGCAGAGAGCAAUAGUACCAAUAUCACAAGAGAGCCUUUUAUCGAGGAUAUCUUUUCUCAACCUGAUGAUUUCUUAAAAAGAUUCACGUCAAGGGAACUAUUAGAUAUGACAAACCUACAUUUUGAAUAUCAAGAUUUGCUCAAUAUUACUUUCGAGGAGCACUUUCAAAGUAGCAGCACAAAUGCUUUAAUUGGUAGUUAUAUGCAAAGUGAUGACCCAGUAUACUUUUAA